Messenger RNA from Anthonomus grandis grandis, 842 nucleotides. RefSeq names its product allatostatin-like (gene AstC). The transcript is spliced from 4 exons. The coding region runs from base 171 to 527 and encodes 118 amino acids. The record is from RefSeq and is a predicted model, not a curated record. Lineage: Eukaryota; Metazoa; Arthropoda; Insecta; Coleoptera; Curculionidae.
UAGAAACUCGCAGUUUGACGGUCCUCAUACUCCUUUUCGUAGUGUACGACGAGAAGAACUUCCUCUACGCAUCCGUUUGCCGUUUGGACCAAGUUUCCCCGUCGAGUUUCCAGGAAAGUUUUCAGUAGCAACAAGUUGCGACGUGAUUUAUCUGAAGAAUUAAAGCGAACAUGCAACUUGAACUUCCUCAACUUUUUGGUCGUCUCCUCUUCGUCACUCUGGUGGCUGCCGUAAUGGUUGUUAAUGGAAAACCACCCCAUUUUGCACCAGAUCCUUUACAAGGCUUCAAUAACGAUCAAGAUAAUUCGGUGAUGGCUAACAAUUUAGAUAAUAGCGGAAUGAGACCUUGGCAGCUGGAACUUUUGGCUCAGAGAAUGUCCGAGCUUAAUCAGAUCAGUCAAUUAAACAGUCUGAACGGCCAAGAUUUCAACAGAUUCGACCGGGAGCUACGGAGCGGCAACGAGAUCAAACGUCAGAGCCGCUACCGCUUGUGCUACUUCAACCCCGUAUCCUGUUUCAGAAAAUAAUUAAUUUUUCUCGCCCUGUACUACAUUUAAUAACAAAGUAUAUAAAUAAUUUAUUCAGGUAUUAUUUUCCAUUUUAAAUUUCCGUUUGUUGAAAACAUCGUGUGUCAAAGUGGCAACAUUUCAUAACUGUAUUAUAUAGUAUUUUUGUGUAAAAGAAAACAUACUUAUUAUUAAAUUAAUAACUGAAGAAAUAUAAUCAUGUAAACAUUAUAUACUUUAGAUGUUGGUUUAAAAUAUGUUGUAUUAUGUAGUUGAAAUCUUGUAUAUCGUAGAAAAAUAUACAGAAGUAAAGCAUUAAAUUAUGGUACAAAUUAA